Molecule: messenger RNA, 795 nt
Organism: Brettanomyces bruxellensis
Lineage: Eukaryota; Fungi; Ascomycota; Pichiomycetes; Pichiales; Pichiaceae
Exons: 2
Coding region: 1-795 (264 amino acids)
Cellular component (GO): mitochondrial large ribosomal subunit
Molecular function (GO): structural constituent of ribosome
Source: RefSeq, a predicted model, not a curated record
AUGUUUCAAUCAUACAACUUCCUUUUGCAGUCAAAAAGUGCAGCCAAGCCAAUUAUUGCAGAUCAAGCACGCUUUUUCUCAAUUACAGCUUCAACAAAUGCAAGGCAAUACAAAAGUGUGGUGUCCAGAUUAGUGAAAAAGAGAAAAGAGUAUAAAGAAGGCGAUGAAAAGCCGUGGUAUUUACGUAUUCCCGAAGAAAAGCCAAAAUACCCAUUUAUCCAUAUGGAGAGGCUCUAUUUUUCAAAAGAUCCGACAGAGGACUUUAUGGUGGACAAGAGAGAGGAUCUGGAUAUCAGAUCUUGGCUUCCGAAUGUUGUCACUAAAAGAUUGUGGUCUGAAGCACUCAAUAAAACCAUUAAAAUAAGGUUGACAUCGCGUGUUCUUCGUACUAUCACAAAGGAGGGUGGACUAGACAACUAUUUGACCAAGGAGAAAUCAGCUAGAAUCAAAGAAUUGGGUAUAUUUGGAUGGAAACUAAGAUAUGACGUGUUAAAAGCACGUGAGAAAGCCAACAAGCCAUUGAAUUACGACUUGAAGAAAAAUCCUAACGGAGAAGAUGUAAAGGUGUUUUACAGUGGUACCUACAAAGGGGAACCAAUACAAUUAACCGUAGGAAGAAGAAAGCUGGCGUCACUUUUGUUUCCUGUUGUUAGAAAUCACACUACGGAACAUCUGUCGUUUGCAAAAUUUGGCGUGGAGCAUGCUAAGGCUUCAUUUGGUGAUAUUCUAAAAGAAUGUGAAGGCUAUGAUAUGGAUCUCUCGAAUGUGUCGUUUAAACCUGAAGUCUCGCAGUAA